CACACACACACACACUCGCUAAUGGUAAUGGCCAUCAAAAAAACUUGUCCAAUUCGUUAUGGUUGCUGUUCGAAUCGGUUCGAAACUUGCCAAUGUCAGACAGCAGUGUUUUUGUGUGCACAUUCAAACAUCCAUUCGUCCAGUAUUAUUGAUUCGAACGGAAUAUGAUCAAUAUCCUUGAAUCUGUAUUGAUUUUCACCAUUUUAGCCACAAUCGUUUGGGCUAAAUCAAUUGAUAAUCUUCAAGUGUUGGGUGAUUUUCGUUCAAUCAAGUUGAAAUGGAAUUAUUACGACAGACAUUCGAAUCACGAUGCUGGUGGUCCUAGAUUCAAAAUCAGGUAUCGUGUCGUUGUUGUUGUUGUUGUUGUUGGGAAAAAAUUCUUUCCCAUAAAAUUUUCAUUUUUUUCUCCUUUUCAUUCCGACAGAUAUUGUGAAUUGAACAACUGGCAAAUGAAAAGUCGAUGUAAAGAUCGAAUUGUUAAAGCAACGAAUAUGACGACAGGAAAUGAUGACAAACAUAACGACCACUACCAUGAUGAUCCAGCCACAAACGAUGAUGUUAUCAUUGAUUUAAAACGAACCAAUAAUGAACACUAUGAAGCUUCAAUCAACAGUCUACGUGUGCAUACAAAUUAUUCGGUUCUGGUCCAAGUAAUCAACGACCGAUUCGGCCAUCAGAACACCAACGACGAUCACGAUGAUGGUGAUGACGGUGACCUCAUCAAAACAAAAAGCGAUGCCAUCUUGGUGUCUACUAAAAGCUUUAUGGCCCGUACUUUACGAUGUUUGGCCAACAUCUCAGAGAUUCAAGUAUUCACUGGACCAUACUUUGGUGGCCGUAUCUCAGUCGAAGGAACAGAUAAUCCAGCCUGUUUGAUCAACGGUGAUCGAACUAAUCCGAAAGAUAGCUACAAUUUCACCAUUAGUCAUGAACUUUGCAAAAGUAAAACAGUUGAUAACGUUCGAAUCGAGACGAUGGUCAUGGUGAAUGAAAAUCGAGAAAUCCUCACACAUAACUCUCGUCGUUAUCUGGUCAUCUGUGGCUUUGACCCGGAUAAAUAUACGCUAACGGCAUCGGUUGCUGUGCCGAGUUUUUUGCUGAAAAAAUAUUCAGAUCGAAUCCGCGAGAAACCGUCAUCGCUUGCCAUAACGAAUGAUGCAGUAAAAUUUGAUUGGCCCGUAUUGGAUAAACGCGAAAACCCCAAAGGACGUUAUCCAGUCUACAUUGAACGUAAUCCGUUGAUGAUUAACAAAACAAUUAGAUUGUAAAAUGUAAUAUUUUUUCAAACCUAAAUAUUGAUGUAUUAAAUUCAUUGAUUGAUAACAAUCUGA
This is a messenger RNA of Dermatophagoides farinae (American house dust mite), 1331 nucleotides long. The record is from RefSeq and is a predicted model, not a curated record. Lineage: Eukaryota; Metazoa; Arthropoda; Arachnida; Sarcoptiformes; Pyroglyphidae.